Messenger RNA from Rubroshorea leprosula, 700 nucleotides. The record is from the annotation of a GenBank genome assembly. Lineage: Eukaryota; Viridiplantae; Streptophyta; Magnoliopsida; Malvales; Dipterocarpaceae.
AUCUCACUCCCGCUUUCUCGUUUCCCUCCUCGUCUCUCCUAAAACCCUAGUCGGCGCUCUUCUUCUCUCGGUGUCAACCAUGCCGACCAUGGAGUUCUGGGGUGUGGAAGUUAGGGCUGGUGGUUACAGAAUGCCUGCUUCGGUAGAUUACUUGAUGCAUCUUUCCCAGGCAGCACUUGGUGAGUCAAAGAACAAAGCUGAAUCUGUGACCCUCUAUGUUAAGUUUGAUGACCAGCAGCUUGUUCUUGGAACUCUUUCCCACCAGAAUCUCCCUCAGAUGUCAUUUGAUUUGGUAUUUGAGAAGGCCUUUGAGCUUUCUCAUGACUGGAAAGAUGGGACUGUACACUUCUGUGGUUAUAAAGCAGAAGUACCUACACCAUAUCCUUUUAUUUGCGGAAAGUUUUUAGAUAAUAUGUUGUUAACUUUUUCCCAUAAAGUAGGUAUGAGGGUUGGAAAAUUUAUAAUUGAACUCUUUUUUCCUUUUACCUUUUAUUUGAAGAGAUGGUCUGCCAUGUGUGCUUAUGCUGUGUGUUAGGCUUUCAAUCUAGGUUGAAACUAGCAUGGCAAAAAUUAGCACUCCACUCAGGAUUUUAUCAAUAAUCCCUUUGUAUGUUGAUGUGGACGUUUUGUCUCAUGUUCUAGGUUCCUGAAGCCUGUGGUGCUGUCUGUUAUGCCAGUUGCAUAAAUUAGUUUUUAAUUA